Messenger RNA from Stegodyphus dumicola, 3315 nucleotides. RefSeq lists its product as uncharacterized. Lineage: Eukaryota; Metazoa; Arthropoda; Arachnida; Araneae; Eresidae. The record is from RefSeq and is a predicted model, not a curated record. Gene Ontology annotation, biological process: protein phosphorylation. Gene Ontology annotation, molecular function: ATP binding; protein serine/threonine kinase activity.
GGAAAAAUUACAGAAUUCUCUGGUUUGCGUGCGUCAAACGUAGGUUUUUGGUGGUGUCCGUUAUUCAUGACUGUUUUUCAAACAUGAAUACGAUAAGAUUUGUUUAAAUGGAGGAAUGCAUGGUGGAGGAAAGAGAGAAGAAAUAGUUCUCCAACUUUCUUGAAAGAAUUAAAAAUUUAAUUCUCUUGCAUAUAAGGCUUCCAAUAAUGAUUAAGCAGUUCUUGGUUCUUCAGUGUAAAGCCAUCUGGCAUCUGAAAUGUCCCGCCAACAUACAUCAUCUUCAGCUAAUGGGCAAUUCCAAAAUGUUGAAUCUCCAAGUCCCACCCAUAAACGAAGGGUGACACAGAAUGAAAACCGCAUUACUCCUCCUUCAUCUAUGCCUCACAACCGACGUCAAACUAUCAGUAGUGCAGUGUCAGGAACUCAGAAACCACCUGUUGGCCGUCAGCGCAGACAGUCUCCACAUCGUCUAUCUGGCAGCAUUAUCGUUGCUUGUGGUCAGAAAGGGCAGCCGGAAGCGGGAAGAUUGGAGCGCUCAGUUUCAAAUGUUGGCGAAACAUCAAGUUUAAAAUUGUCACGUCAAACGAGAUCUCCAGAGAGACGAUUGCUUGAACAACAGCAUGCCAAAUUUGUGUCUUCUCAUCACACUACAUGUUUUUCUCAUAGUGGGAAACAUGCCAAAUCUCCUACUGCGACAUCCAUUUCUGUUUCCUCUCUGAAUCGAAACAGAGGACCUCGCAGAGCGAUAGUACGUGUUGCAUCUGCAGAUCUUUCAGAAGGGGGCAGUCAUUCAGAACCCCUGACUACCAAUGUUUCAUCUAUCAAGAAAGGAAGCAUACCUGCUCCCUGGAGUAUGAGCUCUAGAGUUCCUGGUAGUGCCAGAAAAGUUGGUUCUUCAAUUAGUUCUCCAUCGAGGUCAUUAUCUGAACCUCAUGAUGUUUCUUCUGGAAUUGAAUGUCAUGAUUCAUCAUCUCCGAGCUCUCCUCAGAGUGUGCCCAUUUCAGAGAAUAAAGAAAAAGAACUUGACAUGGAGAAAGAGUCCUCUACCAAACUUGUUGAAGGAAAAGCAUUUAAAAAAGUUUCCCCUCGGUACAAUAUCCGCUUGAUGUUAACUAAUUCUGCGUUUUCGAAUGCAGAAGAACCUAUGUGUUGUAUGAAUUCAAGCAUGGUGGAAAAUAAUUCCAAAGAAAAUGAAAUGAAUGAAAUCAGUGAUAAGGGGUUAGGUUCUCAGAAAACAGUUCCGUUAGGCAAAAGUGAAUCUGAUAAGGAUACUAUACAUUUAGAAUCUGAUGUUAGUCCAAAAUUGGAGAUGACUUCAGAUGAUUUAGCGUCACUUAAACAAAGGACGUUAUCACCACCUAUAAAGUCCCCACAGAGUGACUCAGAACUAACUGAAUUUGAGAAAAACACAUGCGAGGAAAAUACUGAUGUGAUACUGGAUGGGGAUAAAUCUAUAGUAGCUGAUGAAUUAAAAAUUGUUCCUUUAGAAUCCUCCUCUAGUUCCGAAGUGCGUGAAAAAGAUGAAGCUGAAAAAGCCCAGGCUACAUCGCCGGAUGGCCGAUUUUUGAAGUUCGAGGAGGAAGUGGGACGAGGAUCAUUCAAAACUGUGUAUAAAGGAUUGGAUACAUUGACAGGUGUAGCUGUUGCGUGGUGCGAAUUACAAGAGAGACUGAAUAAGAGUGAAAGACAGAGAUUUAGAGAAGAAGCAGAAAUGUUAAAAGGGCUGCAACAUCCAAACAUUGUACGUUUCUAUGAUUAUUGGGAGAUGGAUUUGCCUCCUAAGGGCAAAUAUCUGGUUUUGAUAACAGAACUUAUGACAUCAGGCACUUUAAAAACGUAUCUGAAACGAUUUAAGAAAAUCAACACUAAAGUAGUGAAAUCAUGGUGUAGGCAGAUUUUAAAAGGUCUUAAUUUUUUGCAUUCUCGGCAGCCUCCUAUAAUUCACCGUGAUUUAAAAUGUGACAAUAUUUUUAUUACUGGAACGACAGGUGCUGUGAAAAUUGGAGAUUUAGGUUUAGCUACGCUCAAAAAUCGUUCUUUUGCAAAAAGUGUAAUAGGAACACCUGAGUUUAUGGCACCUGAAAUGUAUGAAGAGCAUUAUGAUGAAUCUGUAGAUGUGUAUGCAUUUGGCAUGUGCAUUUUGGAAAUGGCUACUUCUGAAUACCCAUAUUCUGAAUGCACAGGCCCUGCACAAAUUUAUAAAAAAGUUACGAACGGAAUUCUGCCUCAGAAUUUUAAAAAGGUCGAGCAACCAGAGCUGAAAGAAAUUAUUGGCAUUUGUAUAUCAUCAACAAAAGAAGAUAGACCUACUGUGAAAGAUCUUCUCCAGUUCGAAUUCUUUCAGGAGGACUUAGGGCUUAAAGUAGAAUUUGUUAACAAAGAAGAAAGUAUUCAAAGUACAUCUAGUAAAGUUGAGUUAUGGUUGCGUUUACUAGAUCCAAAGAAGAGGAAGGAGAAACAUAAAGAAAAUGAAGCUAUACAGUUUGAAUUUGAUAUUGAAACUGACAACUGUGAUGAAGUUGCUCAAGCUAUGGCUAAAAACAAUAUUAUAUUGGAUGAAGACAUUAGAACUGUUGCAAUGCUUAUUCGUAAUCAAAUAUCAUACUUAACUAGAGAAAGAACACGUUACCAGAAUAAAUUGGCUCUCCAGGAGCAGAGUAAUAUGAGUAGAGCAUCUCAACAAACUCAAUUGCAGAAUGUUUCAAUACAAAAUCAACAAGUUCAGAUGACUGUACCUCAGCAGUUCCAAAAUGUAUCUGCACAGCAGCACACAGAGCAACUUUCUCAGCAAAAAAUGCAGCAAGAGAUGUUUCAGCAGCAAGUUUUUCAGUCGCAAAUGCAGCAGAUGCAAAUGCAUAUAAAUCAGCAAAUUAAUGCUGUUCCAACACAACCCCAGUUUACUUCUCAGGGUUAUGAAGUAUCUGAUUAUCAAACACAGCCCCAGUUACAUAUGCAAGUAUCCCAGUUUCAAGAUAUUUCAUCACAAGGAGGUCAAAUCCAGUCUAAUCAGAAUCAGCAAAUUUUGUCCCAAGUUACACAUGGGCACAUGCAAGCACAGCAAGCUGUUGUUCAUCCUCAGAUACAACCACAAGUUGUUGCUUCUCAUGUAAUAAGUCAGACUUCCAUUCCCACUUCUGGACCACAGUAUCAAAAUCCACAAGUUUUGCAUCCUCAGCCGAUGACAUCACAGAAUCAAAGCAUAUCAAAUCAAUACCAAGCAUCAAAUCAAGCAUAUUCACAAUAUCAACAUGGUUCCACCUCAAAGUCAGUCAACACAAGUACCUAGGUAUCCUAACCAAGCACCUCUGCUCAAUA